Molecule: messenger RNA, 348 nt
Organism: Spirodela intermedia
Lineage: Eukaryota; Viridiplantae; Streptophyta; Magnoliopsida; Alismatales; Araceae
Source: the annotation of a GenBank genome assembly
AUGUGCCAUUCAUCUAACUGUGGAGGACAUUUCUCUAGACAAAAAAUAGCUGCAAAAAUUUUUCAGUGUGGUUUUUAUUGGCCUACAAUCAUUAGAGAUUCUAUAAAAUUUAGUAGAACAUGUAUUUCAUGCCAAUCUAUAGGUAACAUGAGUAAAAAAGAUAAAAUGCCCAUGAGAAACAUGUUAGUAGUCGAAAUUUUUGAUGUAUGGCAAAUAGAUUUCAUGGGUCCCUUCCCAUCAGCUGAAAAAUAUGAAUAUAUUUUGCUUGCUAUUGAUUAUGUGUCGAAGUGGGUGGAAGCUAUUCCUACUAGAACUAAUGAUCAUAAAAUCGUUAUGAAAUUUGUGUAG